Messenger RNA from Dujonia railenensis, 1080 nucleotides. Lineage: Eukaryota; Fungi; Ascomycota; Pichiomycetes; Serinales; Debaryomycetaceae. The record is from the annotation of a GenBank genome assembly.
AUGACUAUCCCGUUCAGGAUCCCGAUUCCGGACUUGGAUCACUCGCUAGCUCAGCUACUAGAUCACAAACCACCCAGACUCUUACCGUCGCAGACCGUACAGCAGCUAUGCCACACACUAAAAACGCAACUCCUAGCAGUGCCCAACAUAAUUCCGCUACAGUCUCCUGUGACCAUCGUGGGAGAUAUCCAUGGACAAUACCACGAUUUGUUAGAAAUAUUUGAGAUUGGCGGGUCCCCUCCCAAUACUAACUAUCUAUUUUUGGGGGACUAUGUAGACCGUGGAUACUAUUCAGUGGAGACUAUCACUCUACUUAUCGCAUUAAAAUUGAGGUAUCCGAACCGGAUUUCGUUGAUCAGAGGUAAUCACGAGUCGCGCACUAUCACCACCAACUAUGGGUUUUACUCAGAAGUGAUAAAUAAGUACGAGGGGUCUGCAGAAGUCUGGCAGUAUAUAACAGACUUAUUCGACUACUUACCCUUAGGUGCAACUAUAGAUGGGAAGAUUUUUGCUACUCACGGCGGAUUAUCACCAAGUUGCCAGCAACUUGAUCAAAUUAGAAGUAUAGACAGAUUUAAAGAAAUCCCACACGAUGGGAUAAUGGCAGACUUGGUCUGGUCAGACCCUGACCCAGAGAUCAUGGAUUUUAAAUUGAGUCCGCGUGGUGCUGGGUAUUUAUUUGGGUACGAGGUGAUUGAAAAAUUUUGUCAUGAUAAUGGAUUAGAACAAUUGGUGCGGGCUCAUCAAUUAUGUAACGAAGGCUACGUCAGUUACUGGAGGGGGAAAUGUCUUACGGUUUGGUCGGCUCCAAACUAUUGCUAUAGAUGUGGAAAUAAGGCAAGUGUAUUAGAAGUUAUGGAUACCAGCUACCUAGGAGGCAAAAAUAGUAAGUGCAACGAGCAGGGCGUCUUACCUGGCCAAUUUUUCAAUGUUUUUGAGGCAUCUCCAGAAAACGAUCAGGACACAGCAAACGGCCGCGGGGUGAACGGAGUGUUGGGGUCAGACAACGGGGAAGACGUCGACUUGUUCGGAGAUUUCUUCACCUCCAAGAAGAAAAAGCCUACAGAGUAUUUCUUGUGA